CUCAGUUGGGAAGCACGUGUCGCGUUUAAGCCGUCCGACUGACAAGAGUGAGAGGAAACCGCAGUGUGUUAAAUAGCCCUUGGAGAAUGGAAGGCUUGCUAGCGGAAUACACGUCGCGCAUUCAAGAGCAGGAAAGAGAAAUAAAGUCUCUUUGGUCUGAAAUUGAAUGUUUGAAGAACCCUGAUACACACAGCGUGUCUUCUCAUUUGGAUGACCUAAGGGAAGAAAACGCAAAAUUGAAGUACCGCGUGAAUAUUCUGAAAAAGAGUCUCCAAGAGGAAAAAAGCAAGUGUGGAAAAAGUAUGAUUAACAUUAAUCAGCAGCUGCAAGAGGUCUUUGGUCAGGCCAUUCAGGCGGCAUAUCCUGAUCUUGAAAACCCUGUUUUAUCUGUAACUCCAAAUCAGCAGCCAAAAUUUGGGGAUUAUCAAUGCAACAGUGCAAUGGCAAUAGCCCAGAUGCUCAAAUCAAAAGGCCAGAAGAUUGCUCCAAGAGACAUUGCUGAAAACAUUGUUAGAAACAUUCCUGUGAAUGAUUGGAUUCAAAAAAUGGAAAUUGCUGGACCAGGUUUUAUUAAUGUUCAUCUCAAGAGAGAGAUGAUAUCAAAGAACCUCACAAACCUCCUAUUAAAUGGUGUCCAGCCUCCUCCUGUUGGGCCAAGAAAAAGGGUGGUCAUUGACUUCUCUUCACCUAACAUUGCCAAAGAGAUGCAUGUAGGUCACCUUAGGUCAACAAUCAUUGGUGAAAGCAUGUCUCGGCUCUUUGAGUUUUUAGGGCACGGUGUUUUAAGGCUAAACCAUGUGGGGGAUUGGGGUACCCAGUUCGGUAUGUUGAUAGCACACCUUCAGGAGAAAUUUCCAAAUUACUUGACUGUAUCACCACCCAUUGGAGAUCUCCAAGCUUUUUACAAAGAAUCCAAGGCACGUUUUGACAAUGAGGAAGAGUUUAAGAAACGGGCAUACCAGUGUGUUGUGAAGCUACAAAGUAAAGAACCUGAUUUCAUUAAAGCUUGGAAUUUAAUUUGUGAUGUUUCAAGGAAAGAAUUCCAGAAAGUAUAUGAUUGUUUGGAUAUCACAUUAAUUGAAAGAGGCGAAUCAUUUUAUCAAGAUAUGAUGACAGCAGUGGUCAAAGAAUUUGAAGAGAAAGGGCUUGUUGAGGUCGAUGAUGGACGUAAAGUGGUGUUUCCCCCAGGUUGUAGUAUCCCUUUAACAAUAGAAAAAUCAGAUGGUGGAUAUACUUAUGACACUUCAGAUUUAGCAGCACUGAAGCAGAGAAUUUUUGAUGAAAAAGCAGAUAUUAUCAUAUAUGUCACAGACAGUGGACAGGCUGUGCACUUCCAGUUGGUGUUUGCUGCUGCCCAGAUGAUUGGUUGGUAUGAUCCCAAAAUAACACGAGUGGAACAUGCAGGUUUUGGAGUUGUAUUAGGUGAAGACAAGAAAAAAUUUAAAACCCGGUCAGGAGAUACAGUUCGCCUGAUGGAUUUGCUGGAAGAAGGCCUUAAAAGAUGCAUGGACAAGUUGAAAGACAAAGAAAGGGACAAGGUGUUAACACCUGAAGAACUGAACGCAGCCCAGAAAGCUGUUGCAUUUGGUUGCAUUAAAUAUGCCGAUUUGUCACAUAACCGAAUUAAUGAUUAUGUCUUUUCAUUUGACAAAAUGCUUGAUGAUCGUGGGAAUACAGCUGCCUAUUUACUAUAUGCUUUUACCAGGAUAAGGUCCAUCGCACGACUUGCCAACAUUGAAGAAUCUGCACUCCGCAAAGCAGCAGAGAACUGUGUGAUAGUCCUGGACCAUGAGAAAGAGUGGAAGCUCGGGAAAUGCAUUUUAAGAUUCCCCGAGAUCUUGCAGAAGAUUGUGGAUGACUUGCUCCUCCACACCCUUUGUGAUUAUUUAUAUGAGUUGGCUACCACCUUCACUGAAUUCUAUGAUAACUGCUACUGUGUUGAGAAGGACAGACAAACUGGUGAGGUGGUGAAGGUAAAUAUGUGGCGAAUGCUGCUGUGUGAAGCCACAGCAAGUGUCAUGGCAAAGGGAUUUGACAUUUUGGGACUUAAGCCAGUCCAGAGGAUGUAGCCCACCCUGUGUCUGCAUUCAGCAAAAGCCACUUUUUCAGUGAGAUUCUCUCCUCUUUUUAUAUUUGACAGAGUUUAUAUGGGGGCAGGAUCAUUUCAUUUAAAGGAAUAUGACUCUUAAUAAUGUACUGUAUUCUUUACAAAGCUCUGAAAUAAAAAGAUUUCUUUUCAGACA
Polypterus senegalus (gray bichir) is the source of this 2243-nucleotide messenger RNA. RefSeq names its product arginyl-tRNA synthetase 1 (gene rars1). Gene Ontology annotation, molecular function: arginine-tRNA ligase activity; ATP binding. The record is from RefSeq and is a predicted model, not a curated record. The transcript is spliced from 15 exons. NCBI's taxonomy places the organism in Eukaryota, Metazoa, Chordata, Cladistia, Polypteriformes, Polypteridae. Gene Ontology annotation, biological process: arginyl-tRNA aminoacylation. Gene Ontology annotation, cellular component: cytoplasm. The coding region runs from base 87 to 2069 and encodes 660 amino acids.